CCUGGUUCUUGCUCAACAUAACACAGACGCUGUAAAUAAACCUUUCUCCCCCCAAAAAAAAUUCACCUAACUCUUUCUCUCGUUAGAAAAUCUUGGAUUCUGCAGAAAAAAAUUUGACUCGUUUAUUCCGUUUCAACUCCAAAAGGUGGGUCGUAUCGUAGGGAGCUGUGGGAAAAUUUUCUUUUAUCCUACUUUCCUUCUUCCUGAAGACGUCUUUCUCACAGCGGCAUUACGUCCUCUUUCACUAACACCAAAAUCUAACUGACGUUAAUUACCCAAAGAUUGACUCAUAACUAUGGAAGUACUAAGAAGCAAACAGAACAAUAGCGGGUUUGAACUUGUAAAUGAUAGAAUUGCAAGAGCUGCAAAUCUACUUGCUCAAGAAACUUUUGCCUUAUUGCUUCAAUUCCUUUGGCAUUUUCUCCACCUUGUGAUUAUUAUUUGGCAUGUAAUUCUGAGGACAACCCUUACACUUCAUAGCUACUUAAUAUCAAGUGGGUUGCUUAAGAAGUAUAGAACUCUUGAUUUAACCAAUCUCCGGUACCUAGCCAUUGUAGUAGAAGAUGAAGAAGCUUAUGAUAUAGCAAGAAUCGUAAAGCUUUUACAGUGGUUAUCACAGAUUGGAGUGAAGCGCAUCUGUCUUUAUGAUAGGGCUGUGUUAGUCACUUUUUGUGUUUUAGGUGUGUUGAAGGAGUGCAAGAAAGUCAUUUUGCAGGAACUUGAUGCAAGAGAAUGGGAAAAUGAUGUAAAGAGAAUCGAUCUUGAUCGGGAUCAAAUGAUUCUAGAGUUUGCUUCAUUCUCUGAUGGGAAAGCAGGAAUAGCUAAAGCGAGCAGUCUUCUCUGUUCGAAGUACUUGAAAAUUGAUAGUUCGGAUGGAAAUCAGCACAAGCCGACGAUCUUCACAGAAUCCGACUUAACAGAGGCUUUGCGAGAAGUUGGUCAUUAUGGGCCAAAACCCAGUCUGCUACUGACAUAUGGAGCUGUUAGGUGCCACCUAGGCUUUCCUGCAUGGAGGACGCCAUAUACCGAAAUUGUGCACAUGGGGCCACUAAAAUCCAUGAAAUAUGGAGCAUUACUUAAAUCUAUUGAAGAAUUCACCAGGGUUAAACAAAAUUACGGUGCAUGACUGUUAUUAUGAUGCGCGCCAAAAGAAAAGCGCAGAGGGGAACGACAAAUAAAGUACGAAACUAAUGUCAGUCAAGGUGCAGAUUACAUAUUACUUGUACGCGUUUUAUACUUUCAUUUUAGGAUGGACAAGUCAUAUAAUUAGAAGAUGGUAAAUGUAUCCCUACAUGUAUCAGAUGCUUAGGCAGUAAUAUUAGUAUGUAAUCUUUUUUUUACAUGCAAGGAACUCUAAUAAAAAUCAUUAUAAGUAAAUGUAGUAUCUUAAACUUGUUAGCCGGACUUGUUGGAUUAGAAUUCAAGGUAAGCUUUGACUUUGA
Molecule: messenger RNA, 1442 nt
Organism: Papaver somniferum (opium poppy)
Lineage: Eukaryota; Viridiplantae; Streptophyta; Magnoliopsida; Ranunculales; Papaveraceae
Exons: 10
Coding region: 296-1126 (276 amino acids)
Cellular component (GO): dehydrodolichyl diphosphate synthase complex; endoplasmic reticulum membrane
Molecular function (GO): ditrans,polycis-polyprenyl diphosphate synthase [(2E,6E)-farnesyl diphosphate specific] activity
Source: RefSeq, a predicted model, not a curated record